Messenger RNA from Sitophilus oryzae (rice weevil), 1835 nucleotides. Its product is annotated as transmembrane protein 104 homolog. NCBI's taxonomy places the organism in Eukaryota, Metazoa, Arthropoda, Insecta, Coleoptera, Curculionidae. The record is from RefSeq and is a predicted model, not a curated record. The transcript is spliced from 3 exons. The coding region runs from base 155 to 1576 and encodes 473 amino acids.
CUUCACGCCAAUAUGUGUCAAAAUAUGACGAAAAAUUUUAUCAACAAAGAAUUUCUUUAAGUAUUUGACUCAAAAUGUAGUCGUCACAACUUAAGAAAAAUAUUAUAUAUGAACUGAAAUACCUUUAUAACAGACUUAUUAUUUAAAUAAUAAUAUGCCACAAACGGAUCAGUAUUCCCCUUUGGUGGGAUUAGUCUAUGUUUUCAAUUUAAUUGUCGGCACUGGAGCCCUAACAUUACCCGCAGCCUUCGCAGAUGCUGGUUGGCUCUUCAGUACAUUCGCCUUAAUUGUAUUAUGUUUUGUAAGUUUUAUUACGGUGACCUUCGUGAUAGAAAGCAUGGCUUGCGCCAACGCUACUAUUCAGUGGAGGCGGAUUCAAUCGCAUAAAGUCGAUGAGAGUGAAGUUCCUCUGAACAGUGAUUCACAAUGCGAAGACAGUACUGAAGAGACAGCUAUACUUGUUCACAGAACAAGACGUUACUAUAAUUUGAACAACAAAGUAGAACUGAGUGAAAUAGCUGGUCUAUAUCUAAGCAAAAUGGGACACGUGUUCUUCUUUCUUUCGUUAAGUGUAUAUUUAUUCGGGGAUCUAACAAUUUACACAGCAGCCUCAGGCAAAACUAUAGUCAAUUUGAGCUGUAAGACUUCCAAUAAUACAGAGAACUUUACAGAAUCAUGCUGGGAAGAUUCAGACUUCACCAAAAUGGAUAUGUAUAGAAUUUAUGUAGCAUUAUUUGGACUAUUAGUCGGACCUUUUGCUUAUUUUAACGUACAAAAAACUAAAUAUAUACAAAUUUUUACCAUGAGUAUUCGGGGGGCAGCUUUCAGUAUUAUGAUAACUCUAGCCACUUUGAGACUUAUAAAGUUUGGACAACAAGGUCACCCGAGUUUAGUGAAUUUAGCUGAAGUCCCUGCUCUAGCAGGUUCAAGCGUUUAUAGUUUUAUGUGCCACCACUCCUUACCCAGUCUUCUUAUACCAAUAUCAAAUAAAAACCGCCUAAUGAGAAAAAUAAGCUUCGAUUUCUUCUUAAUAUGUUCGUUUUAUUUGUUGGUCUCUCUAACCGGUUCGUUUGCAUUCGAGUCAAUUGAUGUGCUGUAUUCUUUGAAUUUUAUUCAAACUGAAGACUCUGGUUUUUUGAUGAAAACCAUCGGAAUGUUUCUGGCAGCUUUUCCCCUGUUUCCUAUGGCUGCUAGUUUUCCAAUUAUAGCCAUAACCAUGCAGGCAACCUUGAAGAAUUUAUUUUUUGAACAUAAUGCCAUUGAUAGAUAUGGAUUCUUCGUGAAAAAACUGUUUUUCCCAAGUUUAGCAGUACUUCCACCCCUCAUUGUGGCGCUGUGCACUCACAAUUUAAAAACUUUAGUUGAAAUUACAGGUUCAUAUGCUGGGGUGAUGGUUCAGUAUAUUGUACCUGCUGUUUUGGUGGUUAGCGCCAGGAAACAGUGUCGUAAGGAUUUUGGGAAUACCAUCCACAGGUAUGCCAGUCCCUUUAAACAUUACGGCUGGUUUUUGUUUGUUGUAAUAUGGGCUUCGAUAUGUAUUGUUUUCGUGACAGUUGAUUUUAUUAUUAACCAUUAAAAGAGCCAAUGGAAGGCACAAAAAUAGGUGCGUUUACUGUAUUUAAUACUGUAAAUAUAAUAAGCAAGUAAAUACCCAGUUUGUAAGAUACCAAAAAGCAACAAUAACAUUUAUAUUUCUACGUAACUGUGAUAAUAAGAAUAUUUUUUUAUUAUUGCUUCUGUUUUUACCACAAAAAUUAGUCAAAGUAAGACAAAAAUUAUAUUAAUAUAAGAUAUAGAUUUUAAUUUAACAUAAAUAAAGAUUCUAACUAGUAAAA